Molecule: messenger RNA, 1800 nt
Organism: Lycium ferocissimum
Lineage: Eukaryota; Viridiplantae; Streptophyta; Magnoliopsida; Solanales; Solanaceae
Product: anthranilate phosphoribosyltransferase, chloroplastic-like
Exons: 8
Coding region: 169-1410 (413 amino acids)
Biological process (GO): L-tryptophan biosynthetic process
Cellular component (GO): cytosol
Molecular function (GO): anthranilate phosphoribosyltransferase activity
Source: RefSeq, a predicted model, not a curated record
AAUCCCACUUUCCAAUAUCGUUGGAGUAUUUUGUUAAGUACUAAUUUGGAUGCUUGAGCACCGUUAGCAGUAGAUUAAAGUGAUUCUCAUUAUGGGUAGUUGGCACUUGGCAUUAUUGUUCUCCAAGUGCAUUUAUGGCAUAGAGCAGAGUCGGCACCUAAUAAACUGAUGUCACAUCUACCCUUUACAAACAAACAACGAACAAUGGCGGUGCUUGGAAUCUCCCCUAUUGUUUGUUCCUUUUCUUUCUACAAAAUUUCUGAUUUCCAAACUCAAAAUUAUGUGUUUACCGUGCCUUCCAUUCGGAGGAGAUGGAAUUGUGUAGCCAAUGACUUGCCCCGCUCUUCUUCUCCAAUGCAGCUCCCCAUUUUAUCAUCUAAGGAGUUGCUGGAGCGGUUGUUAAAUAAGCAGGACUUGAAUGAAGCAGAAGCAGAGGCAUCGCUGGAUUUCUUGCUAAAAGAUGGCAGUGAAGCUCUCAUUAGCGCUUUUCUUGUUCUCUUAAGAGCCAAAGGCGAAACCUCUCAAGAAGUUGUAGGACUGGCAAGAUCGAUGAUCAAAUGUUGCAGAAAGGUCGAAGGGUUAAGUGACUCUGUGGACAUAGUUGGAACAGGGGGAGAUGGGGCCAAUACGGUGAAUAUUUCAACGGGAGCAGCUAUUCUAGCUGCAGCUUGUGGUGCUAAAGUUGCUAAGCAAGGGAAUAGGUCGAGUUCUUCUACUUGUGGAAGUGCUGAUGUUUUGGAAGCCCUUGGAGUCACCAUUGAGUUAAAGCCUCAGCGGGUGAAGAAAUGCGUGGAAGAAGUUGGGAUAGCUUUCAUGAUGUCCCCAUACUACCAUCCAGCAAUGAGGAUAGUCACACCUGUGAGGAAGAAGCUGCGAGUGAACACUAUAUUUAAUAUCCUAGGUCCUUUGCUCAACCCUGCUUGGGUACCUUUUGCUGUUGUUGGAGUAUACAAACAAGAUUUAGUAAGCAAGAUGGCCAAAGCACUACAAAGUUAUGGCAUGAAGAGAGCGUUAGUUGUUCAUUCUGAAGGUUUAGACGAAAUGAGUCCUCUUGGACCUGGAAAGUUACUUGAUGUUACACCUGAAAAGAUAGAGAACUUCUCUUUUGACCCACUCGAUUUUGGUAUACCUCGCUGCACUUUAAGGGACCUGCAAGGGGGAGGGCCAGAGUAUAACGCUGAGGUACUAAGGAGUGUGCUUUCGGGUGAGAGGGGGCCAAUUGCAGAUGCAUUGAUACUGAAUGCUGCGGCGGCAUUAUUAGUCAGUGGGCGAGUUAGUAACUUAGCUGAAGGUGUAGCAGUAGCACGUAUCACACAUCAAUCAGGGAAAGCUCUCGAUACUCUUAAUCAUUGGAUCGAUGUUUCCGCUGUAAGUCAAAAUCAGAAUUUUGUUUUACAACUUAAAUUUUAGCAUGUAAUGGUUAUUCAUGUCAUUAUUCUGAUACUAUUGAAAUACAGAGGGUAAAAGAAUCAGUACAGAUGCUCAGCUAGAGGAUGUAAGGAUCAGCAUUCAGAAUCAUGCUCUCUUUUUGCUGAGUAGAGAACAAAGAGUGUAAAUUCGUUGGCAAUAUGUCUAUGCUGGUUCAAAUCCGAUCCCUUCCCCGCCCCCUCGAGAAUAGAACAAAAUUUUGAAACUUUCAGUAUUAAUUAGGAUUCUUCUUCCGCAUGCUCCGUCCAGUUUUAUUUCACUGCCUUUUCAUUGAAUUGCAUGGAUUGCAAACUGCUGAAUUCUGGACUGAUAUUUUAGAUUUUCAUUUUUGGGAUAUAUUAUCUUUAAUUUUAUUUUUUACAUUAAUGGUCU